Molecule: messenger RNA, 1710 nt
Organism: Bubalus bubalis (water buffalo)
Lineage: Eukaryota; Metazoa; Chordata; Mammalia; Artiodactyla; Bovidae
Product: protein FRG2-like-2
Exons: 4
Coding region: 137-982 (281 amino acids)
Source: RefSeq, a predicted model, not a curated record
AAGACGGCAUAAUCCAAUCAGCCAAUAGGAACAAGCCACGCCCCCUGAGGUUCUAAUAAAAGGCCGGUUCACCUCUCCAGUGAACACGUCUCACUCCGAACCUCUCUGAGAGCCCGCUCUUCGUUUGGAGCUCCAGAUGGAAUCCGGCACAGAAGACCGUCACCCCCACAGCCCUUCCAUGGAACAACCCACUGACCAGACCCCAUCUCAACAAGACUCCUUUGAAGAAAAGAGCUCUGAUGUGGAGGAGAAACUCUCUGAAGGGAAAGGCGAAAUAGUCUCUUCCCAACUCCAACAGAACUCCGUGGAAGAAAGGGGCUCAGAUGGGGAGGAGAAACGAUCCAAAGAAAAAGGGUCGGAGCCCGAGAUGGAUGAGAAAGAUAAUUCGAAGGAAAACGAGACCCAAGACAGAAACAGACACACUGCUCCUUCAGAUUCAGAACGUGGUUCCAGUUCCGAGAGUUCCAGAAAGCGGAAGAUGGAUUCCAGGAACCAAACCUGCGAUGGAACAGGGGCCUCUCCCGAUGAACCCAGUGUGACUUCGGAAAACAAGAAACGGAAGGUGCUUGAGUCUGGCCGCAGCAGCUCCAGCGAAAAGACCCGGGCUCCUCGCUCCAGAAGACCCCACCCGACGCGCCCUGGGCGCAGUCGGCGGCCCAGAUCCAGGUCCCCGGAAGACCAGUUGCCUCCACUCCGAAAAAGCCUCGUGACCUCCCUGCGCUAUAUGUCCGAGGCCAUUUAUCAGAGCAUAGUCCACAUGCACAAGCAGCCGGGAUAUUCCCCGCAGUGCUGGCAGCAGCUGGCCCAGCUCCGGGGGCCUCUGUGGGCCGCAGCGCAGACCGUGUACACCAUGGCCAACCAGGCGGCCUAUGCCUUCCCGGCUGAGGGCUGGCUCUCUCCGGCUCCAGCGCAGGGUACCCUGGGGCCAACCAAGGACGGAGUAGAAGGGCCGAGCUCCGAGGCCAGUCCACCUCUUCUCUAGACGUCAGAGCAUCAGAAGAAGCUUGAUUUGAGCCAGGGGGACCCAAGCCUACUCAGCAGAGACCACAGCUCUGACAGUGAGAGCCAAACCUUGAAACCCCCUAGAUUCUCCAAAAUGACCAGCAGGGCCGAUGUUCGUCACAAACCUGGGGUGCUGAUAGGAGAGGAACUUGAGAAAUGGACUCAGAAUGUGAAAUCUGGGUUUCCUUGAGGACUCAGAUUACAGAGUUUAAAAUUCAUGCUAGACAAUGCAUGCACUUUGAGUAUCUUGGAAACCAAGUUGGUGUAUUAAUAACCACCACCUUUCCCGCCUAACUACCCGCCCCUCUCCCCCUGCCCCCCCACCCCACCCUGACAACUCCCAGGCCCCUUGCCUCUCUGGAUGGCUAAAGUUGAUGUGCAUGUACCACACUGGCAUUAUUUUAUAAUGAGAGCAAGUAUCAGGAUGUAAUUCACAUGUAUUUGCACACUUUGAAGUGUAGAACUGAAAACAUAUUCAUAUCCUUUUUUUUUUUUUUUUUUUCUGAAAAAGCACUAGAUCUUUCCUCAUUCAUCUCCAGGCCAUGGAGGCAGAUAUUCACAAAGCUUUAAUAAGAAUCUGUCUUGGGAAAUGUUUACAGUUUUCAGUUUGAUGAAAGAUGGUGAUGCCACCAUGUGGCAUAUUUUUGUUUAAUUUAGAUAUUAAACAUAUUUUUGUUUAGAUAAAACCUAAGUCAAGAUAUAUGAAAA